Messenger RNA from Humulus lupulus (European hop), 1359 nucleotides. RefSeq lists its product as uncharacterized. The record is from RefSeq and is a predicted model, not a curated record. The transcript has 2 exons. Bases 8 to 961 code for a protein of 317 amino acids. NCBI's taxonomy places the organism in Eukaryota, Viridiplantae, Streptophyta, Magnoliopsida, Rosales, Cannabaceae.
AGGUGACAUGGAGUCGGACUUGGAUAGCCUCUUGGGGAAACCUCCUAAGGUCCGAGGGACAAAGCGAGGACGCGCCACCUCGAAAAAAGGCGCUCCUUCGAAGUUUGCGAAGGUUGCAGAGGGUUCCUCUCCCUUGAAGCCUAUCUCCAACAAUCCCAAGCCCCAGACUCCGGACUCUACAGACGUGGUCGGUGGCACUACUCCCGCGACCUCAAUGACAAUCACCAUCAAGCCCCCGGUUACCAUGCCACCUCCUUUAGUGAAGUCUCCUUCUCCUCCUCCUUGCCUAGUCCCUGCUGAAGACAAAGGAAAAAACGUUGUGCCUCCUUCGGCUCCUAUGCCUGUGGGUGCCCCAACCCUGACCAUAGUUCGACAAUUUGUAACCUCACCCCAUAUGCGAGAAUACCCUUUGGCAAGUGAGGCUGGGACCUUAGAGGUCGAUCUAUGCUCAGACCUCCUAUCUCGGGCUGGCCAAUCGUGCAACAACCUCGAUGCCGAUGUAUGGCGAUUUCUGAGGGGGGAAAAUCCCACACACCUCGUCGACCAGACCAUGGAGCUCGGGGUUUCAACUCUCCUUAGUAUCCUUCGCCAAAGCUCGCUUUUCUCCUCAAGAAUGGCGGCGGCCGAGACCUUGGUUUAUGACACAAACCAGGCUCGAAUCCAUGCUGAGGAUGAUCUGAAGGAGGCCAAGGGAGCCCAGGACAAACUCGAGGACGCCCUCAGAGUCUCUCAGGACAAACUCGCCUCUUCUGAAGCUGAUAUCGACAACCUGAAGGCGAAGCUCGACACCAAGACGGCUGACUUCGACGUUGCUAAGGCUGAGAUUGAUCGUUUGAAUACGGAGACAAGUGCUGCCAAAGCGAAGGCCGAACGCUUGAGGGAGGAAAAGAACUCUGCCUUUGAGAUUCCCGAGUAUGAAAAGAAACACAUGCUCGAGGAAUUAAAGGCCAAAAAGGACUAGGCAACCGACCGAGCCAUGUACAUGAUGUGGUCCCUGAACCCUAAGAUGGACAUCUCGUUCCUCGAAGAUGAGGAAGAAGAGUUCAUCUCCAAGUGGAAGGCUCGGUUGGCCGAGGAGGAGGUCGCAGCCACCACUUUGGAUGGCGGCGGUGAAGAGGAGACAAGGGAGGAAGCCGAGUCUGCUCCUGCUGACCAAGACUGAAUCUUGUUAAAAAGGGUUGCGUCCCUUAUUACUUUUUUGUAAUUAUUUUUAUGCCCUUUGGGCAAAGACAAUUUGAAACAUUUAAUUAUAUUUUUGGCUUAUAUGUCAAUGCUAGUUAUUUUUAUGCUUAUAUUCCUUGCUCGAAAUAUUAACGCAUAUUAUGCCUGAAGUGAUGUAUUUGUUUAUCUAUACAAAUA